CGGAUUUAUGAGACGGACCCGAAACAAAAUCAGGUUGCUCGCUGGAGGAGGGAGAUUUGAGAGGCGCAUGGAGAGCUGUCGGUCCUAAACUCAGCUGGCUGACCCCUUUAGUGGUUCAUUUCUUCAUUUCUUUAGCGUUUAUUCUACCUUUGGCCAUCAUGGAAACAGACUGUAACAUAAAAACGACCCCGAAAGGUUUUCAAUGCACCCUGUGCAAUGUCAACUUAUCAAACUUGCCAAGCUUGGAUCAGCAUGUGAAGGGGCGGAAACACAAGACGCUGAGCACUGUGCGGGCUUCCAGGAAGACCCAGGAGGAGCACAGUGUGUUUGUCAGUGGCAUCAAGCCGGAAAUCUCUCAGACUGAAAUAACUGAGUACUUCCAGCGGUUUGGGCCAAUCUCAGAUGUCAUCAUGGAUAAAGCCAAGGGUGUGUACGCCAUCGUGCAGUUUGCUGAGACUGACGGCACACAGGCGACCCUGUCCUGUGUCGAGCAUCGGAUGAAAGGCUUGAAGCUGCGUGUCAAACCCCGGGAAAAGAAGGAUUUCAAGAUGAUUCCCAAGAAGACCGGGUCCGAGAACCUCCAACAAUCCCUCGACCGUCUCAAACCUCAGCUGUGUCAGCUGAUGUCUGUGGACGCUCAGAUGAAGCACGUCGUAGAGCGAUUUCAGCUCAGAGACAACGAGAAGGAGGCCCGAGGCUUGCUGGUUCAACUCCUGCAGGAGGUUUUCGUCGAGUUUUUUCCAGACAGCAAGAUUCUGCCAUUUGGUUCGUCGGUCAACAGUUUCGGCGUCCACUCCUGCGACAUAGACCUGUUCCUGGACCUGGAAAACACCAAGGUGUUCCAGGCCCAUGCCAAGUCUACCACAGAGCAGGCAGGGGAGGGCAUGUCGGACGAUGGCCGCUCCGAGGACUCCAUCCUGUCUGAUAUCGACCUGUCCACCGCCUCUCCAGCCGAAGUCCUGGACCUCGUAGCGGCAAUCCUCAGACGCUGUGUCCCAAGUGUGCACAAAGUCCACGUGGUCGGCGGCGCUCGCCUCCCCGUCGUCAAGUUCCAUCACCAGGAGCUUAACCUGCAGGGGGACAUCACCGUUAACAACAGACUGGCAGUAAGGAACACCCGCUUCCUCCAGCUGUGUUCGGGGGUGGAGGACCGGCUGAGGCCUCUGGCGUACACCAUCCGCUACUGGGCCAAGCAGAAGCAGCUGGCUGGUAAUCCCAGUGGUUCCGGUCCCCUGCUCAACAACUACGCACUGACUCUGCUGAUCAUCUUCUUCCUGCAGAACUGUGAGCCUCCUGUCCUGCACACAGUGGACCAGCUCAGAGACAUGGCCUGUGAGGAGGAAGAGUGUGUGAUUGAGGGCUGGGACUGCACCUUUCCCACUCAGCCUAUUGCUGUGACCCCCAGCAGGAACACACAGGACCUCUGCACGCUGCUCUUUGGCUUCUUCUCCUUCUAUGCCAAGUUUGAUUUUGCCAGUAGUGUGAUAUCUGUCAGGAAGGGCUGUGCACUCCCAAUCACUGAUUUCCUCAGCCAGAAUAAGGAGGAGGCCAUGCACGAGGAAAAACCCAUCAAAACCCAACCCCACGGCCCCAAACUGGGCCCCCUAAAUCUCUUGGACCCCUUUGAUCUCUCCCACAACGUAGCUGGAAACCUGAACGAACGCUCUCACCGCAGCUUUCAGAGGGAGUGCCAGGAUGCUGACAAGUACUGCCGCAGCCUGCAGUACCACCGCAAAUCCACCAAGGGGAAACCGUGGGGGCUGGUGCGCUUAUUCACCCCCAAUGGGGAGGUUCCACAGGCCAAAACGGAGCAGCCGACCAUCAGCAUCCCCUUCAAAUCAGCAGCGCUCCCCAAAGGGCUGCGUGAUGAGCUACACAUGGCGGGCGAUGGUUUCCGGCUGCUGUGGUUUCAGAAGGUUUGCUCUGCUGUGGAGGGAGUCUUACAACGUGUUCUCAGGUGUCGCCUCACUCCCUCCGCGGGCGCCGUCUUCGGCGAGAAUUCGGUGGUCGAUGCUGCCGGGGAAAUGGAAACCUCCCUCAACACGUCGACAAACGACAGCUGCGACAGCGUUGACUCCCAGAACGAAGCCAGCCCUCUGGGCACAGCUGUGGUCGGUGCCAAGAGGCGGCUGUCUUCCUGCAGUGACGCUUCCGUGUCCCCUCAAGACAAAAAGCCACGACUGGCGAGAAAGGUCCGGCCCGAACUCCCGCACUGGAUCUGUGCGCAAAAGCACCUGGUGUGGGCCGGCAGGAGGAAAGUGAGAAGGGAGCUGAUGAAAGACGCCGACUCGAGGCCAGAGGGCAGCUGCGUGGAGCUGGAGUCGCAGGUCACGACUCACAUCAUUGAGAAAGAGCCGGCGCUCAAGCAGGCGCUGGAGUUCAAGGUCCAGCCGCAGAUGCUGAGCGGGACAGAAAGCACAAAGGUGAUCCUCAAGUUGGAGCCAACAUGCGACCGGACGGGAGUUUUUCAUGACUUCUUUCAUUUCCUGGAAGCCUUCUUGCCUAAGAUGGUCGAGACACUGAUGGAGAAAGAAGAGGGUCGUGUUUGAAAGUGACCCGUUUUGUCUCCAUUAAGUCCAAGAAGUUUAGUUUAGUUUGUUGUUUUUGAGUCAGAUGAUCGCUACGUGUAUUAACCCUUGAGAGUGCGACAUGAGAGAGCGUCAUGUGGCUUUAUGUUGACCAGGCAGACAUUUAUUUCAUUUGUGGACUUUGCCAGAAUGUCAAGUUUGUAAUGUUUUCAUAUAUGUUUUUUACUUGUUUUUGUUGUUUGUUUUAAAAACUAAGAUUUCCUGAUUACGCCCUACUUUCUAUGUUUUUAGUACAGUUCUGUUUAAAAUAAUCCUCUUAAACGAUGAAGCCUCAAAGGGACAUGUAGCGGCCGACAUGAUGCUGUCUUCAAAUGAAUAAAAAAACCCGUCUUUGUAAAA
This is a messenger RNA of Cottoperca gobio, 2927 nucleotides long. It is a transcript of the gene tut1, whose product is annotated as terminal uridylyl transferase 1, U6 snRNA-specific. Gene Ontology annotation, cellular component: nuclear speck. The coding region runs from base 159 to 2549 and encodes 796 amino acids. Lineage: Eukaryota; Metazoa; Chordata; Actinopteri; Perciformes; Bovichtidae. Gene Ontology annotation, molecular function: poly(A) RNA polymerase activity; RNA binding. The transcript has 10 exons. The record is from RefSeq and is a predicted model, not a curated record. Gene Ontology annotation, biological process: RNA 3'-end processing.